Molecule: messenger RNA, 3807 nt
Organism: Ceratosolen solmsi marchali
Lineage: Eukaryota; Metazoa; Arthropoda; Insecta; Hymenoptera; Agaonidae
Gene: stj
Product: voltage-dependent calcium channel subunit straightjacket
Exons: 19
Coding region: 1-3807 (1268 amino acids)
Cellular component (GO): voltage-gated calcium channel complex
Molecular function (GO): voltage-gated calcium channel activity
Source: RefSeq, a predicted model, not a curated record
AUGAGGAGCUCCUCCACGUAUAGGGCCGUCGUCGCGGCGCCGCUGCUACUACUGCUGCUUCUGCUGAUGCUCCUGGUGGUCGAGGCGCCUGGGUAUGCCGAGGCCAGGAUGCACCUCGACGCUGUGAAAUCAUGGUCAGAUAAGCUUGGAUUUGAGCUUCUACAACUUGGUAAAUUCGUAACAAAGAUCGACAAAUUUCACGAGAAUUUCCAUAAGGAGGGUGAAAUUAAAAUUAACGAUGGUAAAAUCGUCGUCGAAAAGAUUGCGAAAAACAUUGAAGGGAUGAUGAACUCCAAAGUAGACGCUAUACAGCGCAUAAUGGACGUGGCGGAGUCGUCGGCCCUCUCGGGCUCCAUGUCCGAUGCUCCAGAAGAUUUGCCAGACGAUAAGUACGAGUACAAGGACGCCAAGAACCAUUCGCAGGUGAUGACGAACUACAGCGAACACUUUGGGAGCGAAGUGAACCUCGACUACUCGGCCGUCCAUGUGCCAACGACCGUCUACGGCCGCUCCAAGGAGGUCCUACGCGCCAUUCGCUGGUCCGAGGAGCUCGACGAUACCUUCAAGAACAACUACAGGACGGAUCCGUCGCUCUCUUGGCAGUACUUUGGCAGCUCGACGGGCUUCAUGCGCCAAUAUCCGGCCAUCAAUUGGAAACCCAACGGUAGCGAUCCCCAUGAUCCCGACCUUUACGACUGCCGUACAAGGAGCUGGUACAUCGAGGCCGCGACGAGCCCAAAGGAUGUGCUCAUCCUUGUCGACACCUCGGGCAGUAUGACCGGCAUGAGGAAGGAGAUUGCUCGUCACGUUGUCAAUAAUAUACUGGAUACUUUGGGCAACAACGACUUCGUUAAUAUCAUCAAAUUCUCCAACGUCACGGAAUUGGUAGUGCCGUGCUUCGGCUACAACCUCGUCCAGGCUAAUCUAGCGAACAUACGCGAGCUGAAGAACGGUAUAUCCGAGAUGAAUACAGAGCGGAUCGCCAACUUCUCCAUGAUUCUCACCUACGCCUUCGAGCUGCUGGAAGAGUUUCGACUCGAGAAGCGCGGCGCCUACUGCAAUCAGGCGAUAAUGUUGAUAACGGACGGCGUACCCGAGGACUUCAAGGAGAUAUUCCAGCACUACAAUUGGAUGGGCAAGGAGGACAGUUCGGAGGCGCCCGACGUACCGGUGCGAAUUUUCACGUACCUGAUUGGCAGGGAGAUUGCGGACGUGAAGGACUCGCGUUCGAUCGCCUGCUCCAAUCGCGGAUACUUCGUACAUCUCUCGACCUUGGCUGAGGUUCGCGAGCAGGUAUUGAACUAUAUAGCCGUGAUGGCUCGACCUCUGGUGCUCAACCUCACCAUCCAUCCGACCAUAUGGACGCCCGUUUAUGCCGAUAUCGCCGAUCCGAAAAUCACCGAUUGGCUGUGGGAUAAAAAGGAGCGUUACGAUCAGAAGGAGCGCUAUUGGAUUUAUCGGAGAAAUAAAAGACUGAUGUUUUUGGAGAAGGAACUGGCACAAUACGACAAGAGAAGCAGAAAGCAUACGAAUAUGGCUACUGACAUGUAUAAGUACAGGCUUAUGACAUCUGUCAGUAUGCCAGUGUUUGAUCGACGCGAGAAUGCCAACAUCACAGAACAAGUGCUGGUGAAAAACGCCUACUGGGUUACACAAACAAGAGAGACGAGAAUCGCCAAUCUACUUGGUGUUGCCGGUACCGAUAUUCCAGUCGACGACAUUAAGCAGCUUAUGCUACCACACGAGCUGGGCGUUCACGGCUAUGCAUUUAUCGUGACCAACAAUGGCUACAUCCUCACUCAUCCGGAUCUUAGACCAGUGUUUCAAGGGAUUUUGAAGCCAGCUUAUAACAGUGUGGACAUGGCUGAGGUCGAACUAAUCGAUGGUGACGAUAUUACGAGGGAAUUUAAUGAAUUACUUCUAAAGUUUCGAGAGGAUGUGAUCGAUCAAAAGAAUCACAGCGACGUCCACAUGUUCACCAAAUAUCAUUACGAUAAUAUGAAACGGGUCGGCAGGUUAAAAAGGAAAUACGAUUCCGCGCGAAUUGGAAAUACGCCUUUCACUGUGGUAGUCAGUUUGCCCUUGUAUAAUAGUAUAGAUGCAACGUAUCGUGUGCAUGCACCUAAAGACGUACGUCGCUUGAAAUUUGACGAUAUAACCGCAGAGAAAUACUUUGAGGGUAAAAACUGGCGAGUGCAUCCGGAUUGGCUAUAUUGCAAAUAUCACUUUGAGAAUGCCUACAAUUUUGCCACGCCAGAGGAAGAAUUGAAGCACUUUUUGAAAAAGGCCACGCAACCCUUCUGGAAUUGGGGCACAAAGCCCUCUGAGCAAUCGACUCAGAACGGUAAGAAAACGGAUGAAAAUAUGGAUUCCCGUUAUUGCGAGAGGGAUCUUAUAUUGAAUCUGGUGUUUGACGCGAUGGUGACUGAGCGAUUCGGCGAUCCGCUCACCAGUCGCGAUGACAAAGGACCUUUAGAUAUGCUGAUGACGCUUCUGUCCAGGGCGGACUUUCAUCAGCGCUUUGGGUAUACUCUCGCCUUCGUGGCGACCCGGAGUGGCCUCACGAGAUGGCAGGACUUUCUCAUCGACGAGACGGAAGUGCCGAGCGAACCGCCCCCCAACCACUUCAGCCGAAUGCAUCCGCGUGCGAUCGACGAAGUCUGGUACAAGAGGGCGGUCGAACAGCACUACGUGCAGCCCGAGAGCUUCGUGUUCUCGAUACCCAUCGACGACGAUGGAGCCACCAACUCCACCCUCGUCACCGCCAGUCGAGCUAUAUUCAUCGGGAACGAAACGAUGGAGGCGCCUGCGGCUGUCGUCGGCUUUCAAAUGACUCAUACCGCCCUCCAGGGUAUCUUCCAGAACAUCACCUACUCGUGUAACGGCUACCGGUGUAGGAGACACUGCGGGGACGAGAAUGUCGAAUGCUAUCUCGUCGAUAAUCAUGCCUUUAUCAUAGCGGCCAAGAGGGCCUCGACAGCCGGUCGCUUCCUUGGCGACGUCAACGGCCACGUUAUGAAGAGCCUCGUGGAAACCGAAGUCUUCGAGAAGAUCAUCGUCUUUGAUUAUCAGGCUGUCUGUUUCAGAGAUACCCAAGAGACCAACGACGGCAAUAUUUUAUUAACGCCUUUGAGAACAUUAACCGUGUUGGCUUCGUGGUUAUAUGGUCAAAUAGCAUUAAUUUUAGCGAAAGUAGGUUUCUGGAGCCACGAUUAUGCCGAUGCCGUGUCUUAUAUGACCGAGGAAGAAAUGAAAUUAGACAAAUUCGCAGAAUCGGAGAAACCUCCGAUAGAACAGGAACCUUUGAACGACAGCGGCAAUAAACCAGCCACCGAGGCAAAAGACGAUCAAAUUUACGAUCAAUAUAUUCGAAUAAGGCGAACGAGACCCGAACCCUGUGAUCAAAAGGUGGAAUUGUAUUUAUAUCGCAACAUAACAUCGUCAAACACCAUUUACGACAACCCAAACAUGAAUAUAACUGGCUGUGACUACCUCAAGUAUAUCGUUCAACCGGUGAACUUCACCAAUAUGAUCCUGCUAGUGGUGGAUACGACCUGGUGCCAAGACGUCAUGCUCGCAAUGUCCGUCGAGCCGCAGGAAAUCACAUACACGCAAAAUAGCUCACUGGCCUGCCAGAAGACUUUGAGCAGUCUGCCACGUCGCCGGCCUCAGACCUGCGUACGCACUCAUCCGAAGGAGAGCGAGAUCAAGGACUUGUGUGGCCGGGCCAUGAGCAACUCGCCCCUCGACCUUCGACUGCUAGGCUUCGCGACCCUCCUCGCCACCAUGGCUCUCCCAAAUCAUUGA